Messenger RNA from Striga hermonthica, 1406 nucleotides. The record is from the annotation of a GenBank genome assembly. Lineage: Eukaryota; Viridiplantae; Streptophyta; Magnoliopsida; Lamiales; Orobanchaceae.
AAAAUCGGCGAUGCGAGGAGCACGAGCGCGAGGACGACCUCGAUCGGCAAUACCAGGCGUCGACGUACCGCGAACGUCCGAAGGUCGACAAGCUGCGCAUCACGCUGUCCACUUUCACAGGCAGCGAUCCGGACGCAUGGCUCCACAGGGCAGUACAAUAUUUUGAGCUUAAUGAAACCGACGGUCCCGACCGCGUGAGAUACGCAGCUUAUUAUCUUGAUGGUGAGGCCAACGUAUGGUGGCAAUGGCUCACAAGGAUCAAUCGCAAGCGACAACAAAUUAUUACUUGGGAUGUUUUUGAGAGAGAAUCAAGGCUAGAAGGACCGAGCACAUGGAGGUAUGCAAGGGCACGCAAAAAGGUGGUCCGUAAGAGGACGACUAUCGAGCGCAAGAAAGGGCGCAUUAGACAAGGGCGUGAAUACGCGCAUUGGCGUAGACGCGCAUGGCGCUUGGAGAUUAGGCGAAAAGGUGCGCAGGGGGAGGAUGUCGGGAGGUUAAUGCGCACGAGGGAUUGCAGCAAAUGGACGAGCGCGCAUCGAGCGUUGGACGAUGCACGGACAGUGUUGGGCGCACGUAGGCACGCAGUAGGCGAACGGAGCGCUGGGGCGCUGAGUGGGACGCGCGGUCCAGUGGACAGGCGCGGGAAUCGCGCGGGGUUAUCGAGCGUGGGCAGCAGCCGCGCGGUUGACAAGGACGCGCGAGAGCAGGGUAACCAGAUGGGCGAGCGCACGAUGGGGAGUGAGUGGUGCGCAAGCGCGCAAAGCCUAGGCCGUGUAGGAACAGGCGAAGGAGAGACGGCGCAUGGGCGAGCCGCGUGUGCAGUUGGCGACGCGUGUGAGAUGGGGGAAGACCUAGGCCUAGUAGGCUUAGGCAAGCUGGGCGACAGGCACGGGAUAGUCACGCGGGCGAAGGGUGGGAUCGCGUGCGCACCCAAAGGGCGAGGCAAGACCAAGGCAGCAAGCCUAGUCCUCAUAGGAAUAGGCAUGGCGCGAAUCCUAGACCCCGCAGGACUAGGAAAAGAAGUUGAGUGUCGUGAUGCGCGUGAAGGAUCGGUGACGAGAUUGAAAUUACCAACCACAAAGAUCGAGCCCUUUGAGGUACGCGUAGCCAAUGGAGAGAGGUUGCAAUGCACUGAAUCUUUUCGAAAGAUGCCAAUCAAGUUCCAAGGAGUCACGGUAAAAGCUGAUCUGUAUGCUUUACCCCUAGUUGGACCAGAUGUCGUACUGGGAGUCCAGUGGCUUGAAGGACUAGGCAAGGUGACGACCGACUAUCGAACAGGAAUUAUGGAGUUCAACUCCGAAGGUCGUCUGGUCACCCUCAGCACCGGCACUGAGAAAGGAACUAAGGAAGUAGGGUUGAAGAGCAUAGAAAGAGUUUGGCAUGGUGGAGGCCAAAUUUUUGCAGUA